GUGAUUUCCCACCGAUGAUUUUUUUCCGAUUUCAAAAAAAAACUCGGGUUUCGGAGAUAUUUCGGGUGGUUUCACACGCCCUCGGGGAAUUUUUUCCCGCCACACACACACCAGAGGACACACACACACACACCCUUUACGCACGCAACGAAAGACGCACACGCGCUCCGGGCACAUGGGUCGCCCAAAGGGUAAGCGCAAGCUGCCAAGGAACGCCGACGGCACGAUUCGGAAGGCCCCUUCGCCCCUUUCGGACCCUGCUGUAGGCAACGACUCUCCUCCCUCUUCCGACCAUGAAGGCGCCAAUAUUUCUCCCAUGCACACCAACGACCACGACGACGACUGGCCCCAUCGCCGUUCUCAUCGGCCUGCCGAAAGGAGGAAAGCAGCUGCUCAUGGAGAUGGGGCUGUGGGAAGGCGAGCCAACCCUACGCGUUCACGAGUGCCGCUCGUGCAGGGCGGAAAAGGCGGCAACAAGGCAAGCCAUUACCGCCUUCAACCGCGGUGGAGAGGGGCGGCAGCAGGUGGUGGACAACACGGGGCAGGGAGAGGAGGACGGCGGAGAGGACGGGGACUCGGGUGGGAGCGGGGCAGCUGGUGAAGCAGGCAAGAGGCGUCGCUGCUGCGUCGUGCGCGUUCUGUCUGAGCUCAAGGCGUUCAGGGAGGAGCUCAACAUGGUUGAGAAGCUCUUCAAGGCACACGGGCACCUGUGCAUCUUCUUGCCGAAGUACCACCCAGAGCUCAACGCAAUCGAGCGAUACUGGGGGUACAUCAAGCACCUCCUCCGCCUCCACUGCGAGUAUUCCCUUCGCCACAUGCUCCAGGUCUUGCCCGGCGCGUUGAGCGGCGUACCCGCACGGUUUAUCCGCGCAUGGAGCAGGGUGACGUGGCUGUACAUCGAAGCCUACGACGAGGGCCUGGAGGACUACCUCGAGUACCGCGAUCUCAAGGAGUGGGGGAAGCACCGAGAAGCCACCGCCAGGGGAGAUGCCGUGAUUCAGGCGAGGGGGGCGGGGAAGACGCCGGAGCAGAAGAAGGCAGCCGAGGCGAAGGCGCUUGCGGCUGCGCAGGAAGUGCGCAAGAAGUCGAUGGCAGCGACCAGGGAAGCCUUCAACACGUGGACGAGCAAGAGAGCCUCCCGGAAGGAGCAGCUACGGCUGUGGAUUUUGCGCAACACGAUGAAUUUUUUGAGGAAAUGGUUGGGCGGGCACGCUCAGGCGUGAGUGGGGAGGGUACGUAUCUAUAUGUCGCGGUGUGUUGUAGUGUUGGUUUCUCGCGUUUAGGCGCGGUAGAGGCGUUCGUCAUGGUCACCAACUCAACGCUAUAGCUGUCUCUCUUGGUAUCGGACUUGCUUAGAGAGAACGGAUGUGAUUGCUGCAUGCUUUGUUUGCAGCACAUUCACCAGCCAGGGGUUGAGUAGCAAGUAAACGGCGGUAUUGUAUGUAUGUACAUAUGUAACGUGUAAAUAAUGUAAAUAUGGAUUGACAACGGUUUAACUGAUGUUCUGAAGGCAUACACGUAUAGAAGGGAGGGGUUGAGGGGGGGUCGUGGUGUACUUUGGGGGCUCCGUGGGGUCAUGAGGGGGUGGGGGGGGCUCCGUGGGUCAAUUUGGUCAAAAAUGUCGCAUUUCACCCAAUCACCAAAAACUCAUCGGAUAUCGACGAAGCUCGACGCCGCGGUCACGCCCAAAGUUUUUCACUUUCCAAAUCGUUUUUGUUCGAAAGAUAUCGCGAAAAACAAGAUUGUGAAUAUUUGCCCGAACGGACCAUACAUACGAUGGAAUGCUCAGCUCUCUCCCUCUCUCUCUCUCUCUCUCCAAUACCGAGGCUGUGCCGUCCACCCUCUACCCUGCUGCACUCCUGCGGGAGUUACUGCACAAUGAGGGCAGUUGAGCGGCAACAGCAAGUAGUUCCGAUCAACCCGCCCUUCUCACCAGCAGUGCAUGGCUGAUCCCUUAUGGAGAAAACACCGCACAACUAGCACACCGUUCUUAUCACUCUGCUGCUACUGGGUCAAGCAAGGAUUACCCACGAGAAGUCGUAGAUGGAGUCGACGGGCACGCCAAACUCUUCGUGGGUCAGGUUCUCUCGAAGAUCGGCCACGUGCAGGUGCUCCUCGUACCGCUGCCUCCGACCGCGCACGAAUGACUUGCUGAGGUUCUUCCCGAACUUCAUGAUCGCAGCGCGGGGAGCUAUGUAGACGAAGGGGGGCUUGCAGCAGUAGUGGUGUGGAAAACGUUUGCGGGUAUGCUGCAGCGACUCGUGCGGUUGUUCGAGGGGCACACCCAAUGGUCAUCCACUGA
Messenger RNA from Ectocarpus sp. CCAP 1310/34, 2302 nucleotides. The record is from the annotation of a GenBank genome assembly. NCBI's taxonomy places the organism in Eukaryota, Phaeophyceae, Ectocarpales, Ectocarpaceae.